Drosophila albomicans is the source of this 973-nucleotide messenger RNA. RefSeq names its product dynein light chain Tctex-type (gene Dlc90F). The transcript is spliced from 2 exons. Lineage: Eukaryota; Metazoa; Arthropoda; Insecta; Diptera; Drosophilidae. The coding region runs from base 233 to 568 and encodes 111 amino acids. Gene Ontology annotation, molecular function: dynein intermediate chain binding. The record is from RefSeq and is a predicted model, not a curated record. Gene Ontology annotation, biological process: microtubule-based movement. Gene Ontology annotation, cellular component: cytoplasm; cytoplasmic dynein complex.
CACAUCACUAAGCUCGACUGCUCAACAACAACAACAAGCAAGCAAGGGAAGCAAAUUUUUGUCGAAAACCGACCAGACCGAACAGACAUAUUUUUUUGUGUGGCAAUUCAGACGCGCCAACACAACGCUUGCAAAUAUCGCGCGCCAACUAGCAAAAACUAAAACGGAUAAUACAUAAGAACUAUUUGCAAGAACUAAGCGCAAUUGUGGUAAACUAAACAAACACACAGAUAUGGAUGAGUCACGCGAAGAAAGUCAAUUUAUUGUGGAUGAUGUGAGCAAAACAAUUAAGGAGGCAAUCGAGACAACUAUCGGUGGCAAUGCGUACCAGCACGACAAGGUAAACAAUUGGACCGGCCAGGUAGUGGAGAACUGUUUGACAGUUCUCACGAAGGAACAGAAGCCAUACAAAUAUAUUGUGACUGCGAUGAUUAUGCAAAAGAAUGGCGCUGGCUUGCACACUGCGAGCUCCUGCUAUUGGAACAACGACACCGACGGCAGCUGCACAGUUCGCUGGGAAAAUAAAACCAUGUACUGCAUUGUCUCCGUUUUCGGCUUGGCUGUUUAAAUUGGACAAUGUCGUAUGAUGAUGUUAAGAAGACGAACGAUAAAAACAAAUCACUAAACUAACAACUUAUAAAAAACAAAAUGGGGGAGGGAUUAACAAGAUUGCCUUGCAUUUGUUUUGCGUCUCACAUACAGACCCAAUACGGGUAACAAUAUUCCAAGGUAUCUAAUGAAAUUGUUAUGACGAGCAAAGCAGUGUCGAAUUCUGGAUAUAUUUGAAAACAAAAGAAGGAAUCAAUCACCCUGCAAAAUUUCCAACUAUUUAGCAAAAUGAAAUGUUCAUGUAUUAUUUUUCCUGAGUUCUUAUUAACAAACGAAGCAAACAAAGCGAGUGCUGCACGCCAAGUGUUGAAAUGUUACUCACGAUAUUUAAUUAAAAUCUAAAUAAAAAUACACAUACAAUGAA